AUACCGUUGUAGUAAUAAUAAUAAUAUAAUUUAAGCUCUAAUGCGUUUCAUUCGCUCUUCCUUUUUCUCUGUAUCUCUGUCAUCCAUCUCCUCAUUUUCAACAAAUCUCCAUGAAAGAACGUUUAUAGUAUCGACUGAAGCUUUGUCUACAAUCACAAAGCUCAUCUCUUGAAGACGCAAUUUUUAUUUUUAUUUUUUCCAACCUCCAAUAUUUGUACAUUUCUUCUUCUUCAAUAAGUGAGUAAGUAAUCAAUUUGGAUGGUUGGUUGUGAGGGAUUUAGAGCAAUGCUUCUGGGGAAGUCAGGAGGAGGGGAGGAACUAGGGGCUUUCUAUCCAAUCAGACCCGAAUGUCAAGAAGAUGCUCCGAGAACCCGUUUCAAGCCUAGGGCUGGAAAAACCUUAAGUCCAAGAAGGUGGCAUGCUGCAUUCUCUGAGGAUGGUCAUUUGGAUUUUGCAAAAGUUCUUAGACGGAUUCAAAGAGGGGGUAUUCAUCCUGCAAUUAAAGGGUUAGUUUGGGAGUUCUUGUUAGGAUGUUAUGAUCCUAAUAGCACAUUUGAAGACAGGAAUCAGAUUAGGCAACGCAGGAGGGAUCAGUAUACCAUAUGGAAAGCUGAAUGUACAAAUUUGGUUCCAGUCAUUGGUAGUGGCAAGUUUGUUACAACAUCUAUUAUCACUGAGGAUGGCCAACCGAUUAUUGAUCCUUCAACAAGCAAUGCUCAAGAAUGGCAUGUAAAUAAUGCUGUUUCAGACAAGAAAGCAAUUCAGUGGAUGCUUGUCUUGCAUCAAAUAGGUCUGGAUGUUGUACGUACAGAUCGAACACUUGUCUUCUAUGAAAGUGAGACUAACCAGGCAAAACUUUGGGAUAUUCUUGCAGUUUAUGCGUGGGUGGAUAAUGACAUUGGUUAUGUCCAAGGAAUGAAUGAUAUUUGUUCUCCAAUGGUAAUUCUUCUUGAAAAUGAAGCAGAUGCCUUUUGGUGUUUCGAUCGCGCAAUGCAGAGACUGAGAGAAAACUUCAGGUGCAGCGCAACUUCAAUAGGGGUGCAAGCUCAACUGAGUACGCUUUCACAAGUAAUUAAAACUGUUGAUCCAAAGCUUCAUCAACACCUUGAGGAGCUUGAUGGUGGUGAAUAUUUGUUUGCAUUUCGCAUGUUGAUGGUACUUUUUCGAAGAGAGUUCACUUUUGUGGAUGCAUUGUAUCUUUGGGAGCUGAUGUGGGCCAUGGAGUACAACCCAAAUGCGUUCUCCUUGUAUGAGGAGUCUAGUGCUGCCACAGAAAAGGGUGUUUUAACUGUGUCAAGUGAUGAGCUGCUGAAGCAGUGUGGCAAAUUUGAGAAAAAAAAUGUGAAGACUGGAAGUUCCACUCAACAAAGUGCACUUGCGGUUUUUCUUGUCGCAAGUGUUCUUGAGACCAAGAACAAGAGAAUUUUGAAGGAAGCUAAGGGUCUUGAUGAUGUUGUCCAGAUAUUGGCUGAGAUUACUGGAGAUUUGGAUGCAAGAAAGGUUUGUAACGAGGCAUUGAAGAUUCAUAGCAAGUACCUGAGCAAGGCCAAAACGCAAUAGAAAUAUUGCUGGAGAACACCCAAGGCAGCAAGUGAAAUUGGCUGGCUGAGCCUCCAAUUUUUCCCUUUUUUUUUUCCUACAUUGUUUCUCUUGUUGACACAACCCGCCCCUCUCCCCCCCUUCUCUCUCUCUUCUCAUUUAUCCUCUUCUAUUCAUUUAUUCAUUUUUUUUACCCAAUUUUUUUUUAUUGCAAAUGAAAAUUGUUACAAUGUUUAUAAGAUUUAGAUAUGAAACGGCUGUGCAGUUGUGGGAGC
Molecule: messenger RNA, 1814 nt
Organism: Manihot esculenta (cassava)
Lineage: Eukaryota; Viridiplantae; Streptophyta; Magnoliopsida; Malpighiales; Euphorbiaceae
Product: rab GTPase-activating protein 22
Exons: 12
Coding region: 259-1560 (433 amino acids)
Biological process (GO): activation of GTPase activity
Molecular function (GO): GTPase activator activity
Source: RefSeq, a predicted model, not a curated record